Messenger RNA from Lactuca saligna, 549 nucleotides. NCBI's taxonomy places the organism in Eukaryota, Viridiplantae, Streptophyta, Magnoliopsida, Asterales, Asteraceae. The record is from the annotation of a GenBank genome assembly.
AUGGAAAUGUCAACGAAUAAGAAAAUCCUUUACCCCCUCAUUUACGACCCCAAAGACACGUCAACUCCUCACCUCCCUCACUCUUCCUUUUCCUGCUCGAUUAGAACCUGCAAAAACCCUCUUUUCUUAUCCAAAAACCCUAAUCGAAGCAACCAAGAGAAGGUGAUUUCAUAUGUUAAAGUCGAAAUUGUGUAUGUAAUGUGGCAAGUCAGACCAAAAAACGAAGUUUUGGAGGUAUCAUCUAUGUAUGCUGGUGCACCCACAUGGUUUAGUAUUAAGCUACAUCAUGAUGGGAAGAUUACUAAAUUACCUGAUAUAAAGUAUAUUGGAGGUGAAGUGCGUUAUAUUGAUUAUGUGGACAUAUAUGGGUUCUCUGUACAUGAACUUGAUGCCAUAAUGCUUGACCUAAGUUACCCAGACCCACAGAUGACUGAAGUAGUUGAUGUCUCGGAUUCCCCAGUAAUAUACUACCAUUUUAAGAUAGUCAAUGGCGACUUUCAAUUUGGUCUUAGAGCUUUAGGGAAUGAUCAUGAUGUUAUCAAUAUAUGA